Amphibalanus amphitrite is the source of this 3869-nucleotide messenger RNA. Its product is annotated as cytoplasmic dynein 2 intermediate chain 1-like. Gene Ontology annotation, molecular function: dynein light chain binding; dynein heavy chain binding. The transcript is spliced from 16 exons. Gene Ontology annotation, cellular component: cytoplasmic dynein complex. The record is from RefSeq and is a predicted model, not a curated record. Bases 190 to 3144 code for a protein of 984 amino acids. NCBI's taxonomy places the organism in Eukaryota, Metazoa, Arthropoda, Thecostraca, Balanomorpha, Balanidae. Gene Ontology annotation, biological process: intraciliary transport.
UACACCGAUAUUACAUUUUAUAAUAGGAUUCGUAUAGUUCUAUAGUCUUGGGCUCGUAGUUAUUCUUACUCCGAAGGCCUGGACGUUCAAUAUUUCAUGUUCGCAAGUCGUAACGAAUGGUUGUGGUGAGCACAUCAUUAUUGGUGCCUAGAAGCUGUGGUCACCCAAAUAUGUGUCUGCUAACCGAACAUGAACAAGAAAGAAGGCAGCAAAAUGAAAGGUGAAAGUAGAACGAAAGUUAAGCCAGACAAAGCAAAAGAACAGAAAAAGAGCGAUGUUAAAGGCAAAGGAAAAGCUGAAGAGCCGAAGAAGUCCACCAAAGACACUCAGAAGCGAGCUGGCAGAAGCCCAAGUAAAGCUGACACUAAGGAGAAAGCCAAAACUUCGGUAACAAAGGAUGAAAGAACGGGAAAGCCCCGAACUGACGUCAAGAAGGUCAAGAAGACAGGAAGUGAACAUCAUAAAAGUUCUACCAAAGACUCAAAGUCGUCACUGAAGUCGAAAAAGGCUCCAGAGGAGCCAGCAAAGGCGUCCAAAGAUCACAAGGCUCAACCAUCGAAGGCAGAUGCCAAUGCCUCCAAAAAGACGGAACAGUCGAAAAAGUCUGCUAAAACUGAUGGAAGUCAUGUCAAAAAGUCGUCGAAGCCGGAAACGUCGCCUAAAAAGGCAUCUCCUAACAAAGCCCAUGUCGCUGACGCCGCUCCCAAGGAGAACGGCGAUCACAAAGCGAAGAAAUCCUCGGAGCCGAUCUCGCCGAAAAAGGCCAAGGCGCCCACUCCCGAGCCGCCUCCGCGCAAAACGCCGACGCCAAAAUAUGAGGACGACUUCGAGGAGUACGGGGAUGAUUUCGAGGACGAUUUUGAGGAAGAUGAGGACGAGCCAGACAUUUCCUCGUCGUCUGCCUCCUCUUCCUCCUCGUCGCCCUCCUCCUCUGACUCGGAGGAGGACUCCUCCGAUCCCGGUGUGCCGGUCAUCCCGUCAGCCGUCUAUCCCGAUCCUCAGGUCCUCAGCCCGGCCAAUAACCCGAACACGCACUCGAAGCGGCUGGCCACAGCCGUGCCGCGCAAGCAGUUCCAGCCGCCUGCCGACACGUACGCCAAACAGGACUGGGAGCCCGACCAGCUGAAAAAGGCCAUCGACUCGGAGAACAAACGUGCAGAGACGUUCGACGCUGAGGAGUUUCACAAGCAGAAGAAGGCGCGCGCGCCGCCGCCGCCGCCGGCCGAGCAGAAGCGGCGGCCGUCCGUGCCGGUGACGUUCGCUGCCGAGGUGGCCCAGCCGGCGGCUGAGCCGGCCGGCGGCGCGCAGCCCUCGCGCUCCGUGGACUUCUCACACGCCAAGAAGGAGCAGCAGCGCAGGAAGUCUGCUCAGAAGCGCCAGGGCCGCGGUCGCGCCCUGCUCUCGCUGAUCGAGCUGUUCGAGCAGGACUUUGACCUGUUUGAGAUGGAGCCGGCAUCGUACGACCAGAUCGUGGCAAACUUCGGCAAGUCCGGCCUGCAGCAGGGCACCUCUCAGACCAACGAGGACGACCUGGCCGAGGAGGUUCAGACGGACGAGGUGGUGUGCCGCCACAAGUGGACCCAGCACCCGAUCCAGUUCGACGUCCGGGUCACCACCAACGCUGAGGGCGAGGUGGUCACCGGGCCCACCUAUUACGAUUACCUGGGUGUCGGCGGGGACAUGGAGGAGGACGAGCGGGACCGGCAGGACCGGCUGCACAGCAGCGCCAUCCGCCUCAACCGCUUCCUGGGCGCCGCCGGAUCGUGUAUCCUGAUGCUGCUGGAGGAGGGCGCGGCGCGGUCGGACAGCGGCCAGGCGGGCGGCGCCGCCGCCGGCCGGCUCAGUUUCAGCAGCGCCGCGGCGCGCCUGGGCGGCGGCGUGGCCGACCUGCUGGCCGGCCGGCCGGCCACCUUCGUCAGCUUCAGCGACUCGGACGGCCGGCUGCUGGUGUCGGCACACGCCGCGCGGCCGGCCGACCCGCAGCAGGCCAAGGGCGCCUCCGAUCCGGAACAGCCGGAGUCGGCCGACCGGUGCGGCCUGGUGUGCGUCUGGUCCGUCAGCGAGCCGUCCCGGCCGCAGAAGGUACUCAUCACCUCGGCUGAGCCCGUCUGCUGCUGCUUCUCGCCGCUGAAGCCGCGACUGGCCUUUGCCGGCUCGGCGAACGGCUCGGUGGACGUGUGGGACCUGCACGAGUCCGGCGCGGAGCAGAGCGGCGCGCGCCAGUCGGCCGCCGGCGCGCCGCUCCGCUCGCCCACCUACAGCACGGCCGAGAUCCACCGUGGCGGCGCGCACACCGAGCGGCUGGUGGCGCUGCGGCCCGUGCCGGCGGCCGCGGCCGGCCAGAGCGGCGGCGACACGGAGCCGGGCGCCAUACAGGUGUGCAGUCUGGACGCGGCCGGCCGACUCGUGUUCUGGGUGGCCAUCAGCUCCCGGCAGCGAAACAACCUGGAGGUGCUCGACGGCGACCUGGGCCUGGCGCCCUGGGGCAAGGUCAAACUGGUGAAAAUCAGCCACGUCUCGGUCGACGACUUCCUCGACACCAACCAGCAGGGGAUGUUUACCGAGGCCAGUGAUUUCCGGAUCGACCCGAGCGACCCGAGCCACAUCUACGUCAGCACGGACACGGGCGUGAUCGUGCACUGCACUCGCCAGGGCGGCCGGCCCGUGCCGCGCCUCUUCCGGCCCGAUACCGACGUGUCGGUGCCGGCGCGCUGUCUGGCGCUGUGCCCGUUCGAGCAGCCGUUCCUGCUGGCCGGCGGCGCCGACGGCUCGCUGCGGCUGCACACCACCACCGGCGAGCGGCCGCUCAUCACCUGGAACGCGGCCGCCGACGCCGCUCCGGUGCUGGCGCUCCACUGGUCGCAGCACCGGCCCUGCGUCUUCUUCGUCCUGGACGCCGACUCCAGGAUCCACGUGUGGGACCUGAGCGCGGGGGACAUCUUCCCUGCCGAGACGGACCAGGUGCAGUCGGGCCCGGUGACGGCCAUGGACCUCAGCUACAGCGCCGACGGCGACAGUCGCGUCACACACCUGGCGGUGUCCACGGCCGACGGGGCGCUGGAGGUACACACCGUGGCCGAGACGUACACACACAGCCAGGCCGGUGAGCUCGACCAGUUUCUGCACUACGUGCGCAUCAUUUGAGCGCGCACCAGGUGAGCCGCGCCGCCCGGGGCGUAGGGGGCGCCGCAUGUGAGCAGCGCCCGGGGCACGGGGGCGCCGCGUGUGAGCCGCACCCGGGGCACGGGGGCGCCGCAGUGAUUGGUUCGGCUGUUGUUGCUGGGACGCUGUCGCCGGGCGCUCAGUAGCGAAGCCCCAGCACUUAGACCGGCUGGUCUCCAACGCCGCACGAAUUGUUAUCACGAGCAGACUGCGAUUAAUGUGAUCAUUUUCUGAGUGUCUCACGUAUAAAUCAAGUUAUCUCUCGCUCGCGUCAUUUUCGUUAGCCUCACGCCGUGCUGUUGACAGUGUUAUGUGUGGGCCGUGAGUGUGACAUAUUUUAUGCACCCAGUGAUACAUGCGCUUGAGCUGGAGUCGGUCGGCAGACCGCUGAUGCCGCUGAAGAGUCCGGCGCGUCUGUUGGUCCGCGCUCUCUGUGAUAAAAUUGCCGGUUUUCCGUGCGCGCACGGGCCGAGUGGUGCCGAUCUCACUGAUCUAGUCCGUCCAGGGAACCCGGUCCGUCCGUUUGCGGUGUUCCCGGCUCGUGCGCCGGCCGCCCGCCGGUGGUCGCACGCGAGCCCCACACGGCCCCGCCGCGGCGAAGGCGGGCGCCUUGUGUCGGCCGGCUCGGCUCGAUGAGCCUAUCAGUAAUCUCUAAUGCACUGUUGUGAAAUGUGCUUACAUGCGUGUCGCAAUACACUUCAAAUAAG